Messenger RNA from Fukomys damarensis (Damara mole-rat), 1247 nucleotides. RefSeq names its product succinate dehydrogenase complex subunit C (gene Sdhc). The coding region runs from base 237 to 776 and encodes 179 amino acids. The record is from RefSeq and is a predicted model, not a curated record. The transcript is spliced from 6 exons. Gene Ontology annotation, molecular function: succinate dehydrogenase activity; electron transfer activity. Gene Ontology annotation, cellular component: membrane. Lineage: Eukaryota; Metazoa; Chordata; Mammalia; Rodentia; Bathyergidae. Gene Ontology annotation, biological process: mitochondrial electron transport, succinate to ubiquinone; tricarboxylic acid cycle.
UCGGUACCCGCGACACUGGGAGACUUAAUCCCUCAUGUCUUGCCGAUAACGUUUUAUCCUGUGCUCCGGCAAGUAAAGGACCCGUGGGUGUGUAGGCCACACGCUCUGGAAUCCUUGGAGCCCCUCCCCUCCCCCUCCAGCCGCUGCCGUGCAACUCCGUCUGGCUUCGAGGUCACUUGUUCCGUACCCUGGAGUGGCGCAGCUGUCAACUUUUCUGCUUCUACCCCAAAUUGCUCAUGUGGUCGCACCCGGAGCCGAGCCCUAUAAAAAUUGUUUUAACCUCGAGACAUGCUGGCCGACAUUGCCUCCGAUCCCACCUUAGUCCUCAGCUCUGUAUCAGAAGUGCUGUGCCUUUGGGAACCACAGCCAAAGAAGAGAUGGAGCAGUUCUGGAAUAAGAAUACAGGUUCAAAUCGUCCUGUAUCUCCCCAUAUCACUGUCUACAGUUGGUCUCUUCCCAUGAUGAUGUCUAUUUGCCAUCGUGGAACUGGUAUGGCCUUGAGUGGAGGGGUCUCUCUCUUUGGUGUGUCGGCACUGCUGCUCCCUGGGAAUUUUGAGUCUUAUUUGGAAUUUGUGAAGUCGUUGUGUCUGGGGCCAGCACUGAUCUACACAGCUAAGUUUGCGCUUGUCUUCCCACUUAUGUAUCACACCUGGAAUGGGAUCCGUCACUUGAUGUGGGACCUAGGAAAAGGCCUGAAGACUGCCCACCUCUACCAGUCAGGGGUGGCUAUCUUGGUUCUUACUGUGUUGUCCUCUGCAGGACUGGCAGCCAUGUGAAGAGCUGAAGGUCCCAGCAUCAUCUUCCUACAAAUUGAUUGUCACAGGCUGCUUUACCUUCCUGUUCAUCACUCAUCUCCAGCCAACAAAGUUAUCUGAUCUGUUUCUAUCCUUUUAUGUUUGCAGAUGCCCCUGGAGCUCAGACUGGCUUAUAAAACCACAGUAAUAAAAAGGGUCCAGUUUUUCCCUUGUUUCUCACGAUGGAAUGGCUAUAAAAACGCCCUUUUCUUGCCCACAGCUGACAGCCUACUCUGGGCCUUGAAGCCCUUAUUUUCUCUCUACAUUGGGCUUUGAUUUGUGCUGAGGGUCAGCUUUUGGCUCCUUCUUCCUGGGACAGUGGAAACAAUGCCAGCUCUGUGGCUUCUGCCACAGGGACUGGGAGUGAGGCUCUGGGUGCCACUGCCUGUGGGUUGCUGGCUUAAAGGACGGUUCUGUUCAUUGGUCAGAGUGCAGGGUCUUUAGCACCCACAC